This is a messenger RNA of Procambarus clarkii (red swamp crayfish), 1188 nucleotides long. Lineage: Eukaryota; Metazoa; Arthropoda; Malacostraca; Decapoda; Cambaridae. The record is from RefSeq and is a predicted model, not a curated record.
AUGGGCCACAUAUCCCAGGCAAGCUAUAAGACGCACGGGGCUCAGGUGAAACGUCAUGACGAUAUCACUCGGUUCGUAGCCGGCCGCCUGUGGCAGAGAAGUUUUGCGGUGGAACGUCAGGUUCGUAUACAGGAUGGAGGGACCUUCUGUAAGCCUGACAUUCUAGCUUGUAAAGGUGAUGAAGCCUUUAUAUUAGACACCCAGGUCUCUGCUGAUAACUUCCCACUCACCCGUCCACAUCAUAGCAAGUGUGACAAGUACGGCACCCUAGAGAUCCUUCAAAAGGGAAUUAGGGAACCAGACACAAUUAGAAUUCCAGAGAACAACAUAGCGCACAACAUGGAGCACAUAGAGGUGUCUAGAGACGAAGUGGAUAAAAAUGCUCAGGGAACUAAGAGCGGAAGGUCGACGGUUCCUCGCAACCUCCCGGCCUGUGGCACAGCCGCCCGCGCUGUGCCACAUUGUUCAAGCAACAAUGACACUGACGGUAAUAGUGCCACUGUUUGUACAGUAAUUGUUAAGCUUGAUAAUGCAACAUUGCACGGAAACUCCCGGCACACCCCCGGCACCCCCCGGCACCCCAGGAACCUCCCGGCACACCCCCGGCACACCCCGGCACAACAGGAACCUCCCGGCACACCCCCGCACACCCCGGCACAACAGGAAACUCCCGGCACACCCCCGGCACCCCCCGGCACACCCCCGGCACACCCCGGCACAACAGGAAACUCCUGGCACACCCCCGGCACCCCAGGAACCUCCCGGCACACCCCCGGCACCCCCCGGCACCCCAGGAACCUCCCGGCACACCCCCGGCACACCCCGGCACAACAGGAACCUCCCGGCACACCCCCGGCACACUCCGGCACAACAGGAAACUCCUGGCACACCCCCGGCACCCCAGGAACCUCCCGGCACACCCCCGGCUCAACAGGAAACUCCCUGCACACCCCCGGCACCCCCCGGCACCCCAGGAACCUCCCGGCACACCCCGGCACAACAGGAAACUCCCGGCACACCCCCGGCACCCCCCGGCACCCCCCGGCACACACCCGGCACACCCCGGCACAACAGGAAACUCCCGGCACACCCCCGGCACCCCCCGGCACACCCCCGGCACACCCCGGCACAACAGGAAACUCCUGGCACACCCCCGGCACCCCAGGAACCUCCCGGCCGACCCACUAG